Entamoeba invadens IP1 is the source of this 399-nucleotide messenger RNA. RefSeq lists its product as hypothetical. The transcript has a single exon. The coding region runs from base 1 to 399 and encodes 132 amino acids. Lineage: Eukaryota; Evosea; Mastigamoebida; Endamoebidae. The record is from RefSeq and is a predicted model, not a curated record.
AUGGAAGACGCAAAAGAGAAUAUCACGCCCCCAGUGGAGAGAGAGCCAACUCCCCCAGUCGAGGAUAUGAGUGAAGAAACUCAAAACGACCAAGAAACAGAAGACCUUUUGAGGUUGAUGAAAAAAUCACUGUCUGACUUAACAAAAGUCGAGAAAAUUGAAGAAUCAUUUGGCAUAUUCGACGACGCGCCAACAGACGAAACGCCACAUUCAAAUAACUCGACCGACAGUUCGAAGUCUCCAGCUAUCAAAGUCGAGUUUGUUGACUAUUUCGAUGACGAACUCGACUUUGAAAACAUGAAGAAGUCGCCACUCUUUGCCCCCAAAAUCAAUCGAAAGAGAGAAGCAACAAGUACGACGGUUGAUGAAUACAAACCACUCCGCGGGAUCUCCGACUAA